Molecule: messenger RNA, 3693 nt
Organism: Cynoglossus semilaevis (tongue sole)
Lineage: Eukaryota; Metazoa; Chordata; Actinopteri; Pleuronectiformes; Cynoglossidae
Gene: ino80c
Product: INO80 complex subunit C
Exons: 5
Coding region: 2305-2910 (201 amino acids)
Biological process (GO): chromatin remodeling
Cellular component (GO): Ino80 complex
Source: RefSeq, a predicted model, not a curated record
CACAUGCAUGCAUUCCCACAGUAUAUCUUGCCAUUCCAAACACUGACACAAACUGUAUGUAACCCUGGUUUAAUGUCUUGCUGACAAGUCAACUUGUCAUAAAUCCUGAUGAGAAUUCUGCAGCCUUUGACACCAGAAGAGCAUUUAAAAGAAAUAUGUUUUACAUUGAAUACAAAUACCUGAUAACUGCAAAAACAUUCCAAGCUUAUUAGAUUAUUAUAGUUAUGUAUUAUAAUUAUACAGCGUAAGCUACUUGUACUUGUGUUGCCUGUUAUACCACAGAAAAAAAACACAAUGCAUACUAAUUUCAACACGGCUCCUGCUACUGUAACGCUGCCACUGGAAAUUUCACACCUGAUCUUAGGUAAAAGAGGACAGUGUCAUUAUGUUUUGUUAGCAAUGAGCUAAAAAACUAAAGCAAAACAUCAUCAAUUAGCGGUCGGUAAGAAAGGAAGCAAUAUCAUCCUGUACAAGGAGCCAUUGCAAAGGGAUUCACCAGAGCAGAGCAAUCAACCUUUAUAUAUCUUCAAAGUUGUAUUCAAAUGCUAUCUGUGUUUAAAUGUUAGACAAAGGCAAACCUUGUUCAAACUGUUGUCUGUUGCUUCCAGUAUCAACUUGACAGUUUUAAGUGGGUAACGGACAGCUGAGAACAGCUUACCUUGAUUAGGAGCCAGGGAAACCUCUACCUAAGUGCUACCUAAGUGUUGUAAGCCUCAGGUAGUUGGGCAAAGUUCAAUAUCCCUAGAAUGACUGCACUAAUCUGCUCUGAAGUGUUUUUUGAAAGAAGUGUGUCAUAAGGCGAGAUAUGUGUACGCCUUAUAGUUUAAAAGGACUAUAUCUUCACCCAUAAAACAUUCAUGUCUGUCUGUAACUGAGCUCACUCACAGUUUCUACAGUGAACUUUAUACUCCAUUCUGUUUACUUUAUUCAUGUAGCUGGCAACAGCAGUAGGCCAGUGCUGAAAUAUGAAUGGGAUAUUGGUAAGAGACCUACAGUACGUCUAAAUCAGCAUUUUAAUCAGCAAGUGUUGUUUCUCUAGUCACUGACAGACUGGACAAGGACACAGACAACUGCAGUAAAAUGUGUUUCCUGAAUGCAACCCCUCACGCUUCCUCAUCCCUUAGACAAGCAGUAUUCAGCUGAUAUGCCCCCGUGUUGAAUCUGUAUUGUGUGAAGAUGCUGACAGGGCCCACCGUGGUGGAGUAGUGCAGAUUGAUAGAUACGCCAGAGGCACGCUAACUUCAAAGGUGUUUGUAACCGAGAGACAAGCAAUGCAUUUACAUGUACAUAAACCUGAACCUCCCCAGGCACUAGAUACAAGAUAGCAGAAAGUCACACUGUCUGUAGUUAUUCUGACAAUCAGGACUAACUUAUUUAACUUUAUAAACUUUUGUUACACAGGUUGUUUUUUAACCCAGUGGGCUUCGAAACGUAACGGAUAUGGCAGUUGUAAGUUGACUUGUGGUUUUGCUAAAAAUAAAUCUACUCUGAUCUCUGAGACUUUCUCAGCUCUAGCAAAGCUACAAGUUCACAUAUUCCUCAAAAUUAACAACAAAGGUUGAACAACAGUUAGUCUAAAACGUUUACAUUUUAGAAGAGAAUGGGAAUAUAUACAUACAUACUGCUAGGUAAAGUAGUAGAGGACCCCCAAAACGGUACCUCUACAAUUCCCUUUCACAUUAUUGGGACUCUACAAUUUAUCAAAAAUAUAAAACUCUAUCAUGCUGCUUUAAAUAAAUGAAAUGAUAAAAAUUAUCAAAAUAAAAACCCAUAGUCCUGAGUUAAGUUUAAUUUUAAAUCCUGUUUAAACACACGGUGGCAGCAAAACUACAAGUAACCAAUAUAUCAGUGGAGCAGAAGUUAACGACCACGCUGUUAUUGUAGUUGUCAUUAUUGGUAAUAGGAAAUCAAACAUAUAUGGUAUUAAUAUUAUUACGAAAUUAUGCUAAAUACAUUGAUUUACGUUAAGUAUAUUGGCCGGUUUCAAAUUGUGUCUAAAACUGAAAUACAAAAAAAUCGUGGACAUGCUAUUUAUUUUCCCUUCGUAAUUUACUGAAUUUUAAAUGUAAUACAAUAAACUGUUGUGCUAUUAAUGCUAUAGUAUAAUCUCAAAGAACAUUACAGACGAAUGUUAAUGGAAAACAAAAGAUAAAUAAUGUUUAUUUAAAGUCGCCGGAAGUGAAAUCUUUCAUGUCCGGGUCAGACAAUGUUUACUGUUUUAUGGUCUAGCUAAGUCUAAUUUUUGAGUGAAAAUAAGUUUUCGUGGCGUUAUUUAACGACGAGUUUAUCGUUUUCUUACAACAAAUGGCCUCCCAAAUACCCAUAACCAUCAGGGCGCAGCCGGUGGCGGCCAGCUCUGCAGCUCUGCGGGGAAAGAAACGUCCGGGCAGUCCGGCGGUUUCAGCCGUACCGCAGUCCACCGGGAACGGCAGCAAGAAGAAGAAAUCCCCGCAGACGGUGAUACCGACACCACCGAGUCAGGUUCCAGUAGUGGAGACCGUGGCAGAGGUUAAAGCAGUUGGAUCGUUAGACAGCGGUCAAACGGUCACCUCAGAGCCCGCAGCAAAACCUCCCCCAUUCAAGGACCCCACGUUUAUGCAUUCUGGGAUUGGAGGAGCAGCAGCAGGCAAAAAGAACCGGACGUGGAAAAAUCUGAAACAGAUUCUGGCUUUGGAGCGGACGUUACCCUGGAAGCUCAAUGAUCCCAACUAUUACAGCAUCGACGCCCCUCCUUCUUUGAAACCAGCCAAAAAAUACUCGGACAUCUCUGGACUUCCGGCAAACUACACAGACCCUCAGACCAAACUACGCUUCACAUCAUCUGAGGAGUUCUCUUACAUUCGCCUUUUGCCCACUGAUGUUGUUACUGGUUACCUGGCGCUACGGAAGGCGACAUGUAUCGUACCCUGAAUGCAGACUAAGGACUGGACCUUAGUAUCGAAUCAAACUAGAGCUGGACUCGAGUCUUUCUUACACGUCUUUGAGAACAUGAGCAGCUGAGAUGCUGAUUGAGUCUUAAAUGUUACUGUGAUAAUCAAUUCUGUACUCGUUUAUUUUGUCUUUUUGAUAAACCAACCAUCAAUUAAUAAUUGCUUUGAUAGGAACUGAAAUAUAAUGAUACAGGUUAUUUAUUAAAAUGUGAUUCACUGUGUCCAAUAUCAGUGUCUGUUUUUCAACAACACACAUCUGUAUAAAUCCAUUUCACUUUAAGAGUGACAUUUCUGUGAAUAGUUUGUUAAAAGAACAAAUGUAUCUUCUGUUUUUAAGGUGACAAAGUUCCACAUUUUAUUUGACUUAAAGAAGAAUUAAUAAUCACAUUUUUUCUUCUUUCUUUGUUCAUUUUUACUUUUUAAACUCACGUUUCUUCUUUGUGUUUUUCAGCACAAACUUAGCAACAUAGCAAAGUAUUGCCUGCAAAUGUAGCUGGACUACAGCUGGAUUAAAAAAAAAAAAGAAAUUCCCAAAUGUAAAUGUGAUAUUAUUGUAAAUGUAAUUUGUUUCUUCAACAACUGCAUUUGACACAGUGUUUAAUUUCUCCCCAGUUUGUGCAGUGAUGGCAUAUCAUUAAUCUUACUUGACAUCAGAACAGAGUUAUUUCCACAGUAUAUUUCAUGCCAUUUUUCGCCAACUUGAUGAAUGAGUUCCAGUUCCACUCGCAAUAAAGACACGCAAUAAAAUCACCAAACCCCCAAA